Molecule: messenger RNA, 1125 nt
Organism: Racocetra fulgida
Lineage: Eukaryota; Fungi; Glomeromycota; Glomeromycetes; Diversisporales; Gigasporaceae
Source: the annotation of a GenBank genome assembly
AUGAAAAUACCUUUGGUCUUUGUCUUGCUAUUUGUGGCCAUCAUAAUAGCUUCUGAAGCUGCACCAAUAAUCAAUCCUCCCAGCCAUUACAUGUCGCUUGUCAAAAAUUUUCCUCCAAAAUAUUUUAAAUGGACCGAAACACGUAAUUAUCAUAAACUACGUUCAUUGGUUAAAUAUGAAUCAUCUAUAAGAACGGCAUACAAAAAUGGUUUAGUAGAUGACUCUGUCAUGAAUAGCCUCGAAGAUGCUCUAAAAGGUCGAGAGGAACUAAAGAAACGGGUGACUUCUAAUAUUAAGAUUGGUGACAUUAAUGAUGAUAUUGGGUAUUUUGGCACAAUAUCAAUUGGUGGUCAAAAGUUUAAUGUAAUUUUUGAUACCGGUUCAGCAGACAAUAUAGUUAUUUCAGGCAUAACUGUUAAAAAUCAAGUUUUUGGCAUCACAGCAACUGAAUCUGAUGAAUUCGCAGGCUCUCAAUUCGAUGGCAUCAUGGGUAUGGCUUUUGACAGUAUUAGUUCACAAGCAGCCCCAACACCAUUCUCUAACAUGGUCCAGCAAAAUCUUGUCACUCAGCAAAUAUUUGCAUUUCGUUUAUCUAGAGCGGCAGAUCAUGAUACAGCAGAUCAUGAUACAGGUAUUGUUACUUUUGGUGGUGUUGAUAUCUCUUUAUUUACUGGAACAAUUAAUUUUGUUAAUGUGGUUGCGAAAACUGGAUUCUGGGAGAUUCCCAUGAAUGAUGCUUCGGUUGAUGGCAAUUCUCUUGGUUUCAAGAAUAAGACUACGAUUAUUGAUACUGGUACUACGUUGUUACUUGCACCACCAGCUGAUGUAGAUGCUAUUCACAAAAAAAUUCCUGGAUCUGUGUUAUUAAAAGGGGGAGAAUACGCUGUUCCAUGUAAUACAACUGCUAAAGUAGCUUUAAAGUUUAAUGGUGUUAGCUAUAGUAUUGAUUCAAGAGAUAUAGCUCGUGAUCUUGUUUUGGCCCAAAAAAACCUUUGCUUAUCUGGGAUUAGUCCUGGUGUCGUGGGUACAAAUAAUCAAUGGCUUGUGGGUGAUGUCUUCAUUAAGAAUGUUUAUUCAGUAUUUGAUUUUGGUACGCGUUCUGUUGGAUUUGCACCACUUCGUUAA